This is a messenger RNA of Clavispora lusitaniae ATCC 42720, 1812 nucleotides long. RefSeq names its product serine/threonine-protein kinase (gene DBF2). Gene Ontology annotation, cellular component: spindle pole body. Lineage: Eukaryota; Fungi; Ascomycota; Pichiomycetes; Serinales; Metschnikowiaceae. Gene Ontology annotation, biological process: intracellular signal transduction; peptidyl-serine phosphorylation. Gene Ontology annotation, molecular function: ATP binding; protein serine/threonine kinase activity. The record is from RefSeq and is a predicted model, not a curated record.
AUGGCUUUUUUUAAAACACCCCGACAAAAGGCUGAUGUCAGCGUUGCUGAUAUCUCCCAGUCCAUGGAGAAUGUCUCCAUCCUUUCGAACGCUAUGGACAUUGACACGUCCUACCGCCUGACACCAAAGAGAGCCUUUGACAAAGAAAACAUCACUCCCUCAAACUCGCCCACAAAGCUGGUUCUCCACACCUCUCCGUAUGGGAAGAAAAACGCACCUCAGACUCCCCAGCAUCAUGACUUGAAACUUCACAACAACAUUUCCCAGCUCCAACCUCGCAACAACUUUUUGCCUCCUGACUUUUACACCAAAGCAAACUCUUCCAAGACGAAACGUCUAGCCUCGGUGGCCCAGCUUUACUUUUUGGACUAUUACUGCGAUAUGUUCGACUAUGUCAUCCUGAGACAGGAGCGCUGCAACAUGGUAGAGCACAGAUUGCUGACCGAUCCAGCGUAUGCGCAGAACCCAAAGAGACAACAGAUGGAAUGGCGCAAUUACGUUGGUAGAGAACGCGCCUUGUUGCGCAAGAGACGCCUUAAGCCCAAGCACAAGGACUUUGAGAUGAUCACACAAGUUGGUCAAGGUGGAUACGGUCAGGUGUUCUUGGCUAGAAAGAAAGACACGCGCGAGGUUUGUGCAUUGAAGAUCUUGAACAAGAAAUUGUUGGUUAAGUUGGAUGAAACUCGCCAUGUUCUCACUGAAAGAGACAUUUUAACCAACACGCGCUCGGAAUGGCUAGUGAAGCUAUUGUACGCGUUCCAGGACGCUGAAAAAGUGUAUUUGGCUAUGGAGUUUGUUCCUGGUGGCGACUUUAGAACAUUGCUUAACAACACUGGCUACUUAAUCCCUCCACAUGCUCGUUUUUACAUUGCAGAAAUGUUCGCUGCCGUUAACUCAUUGCACGAUCUUGGCUUCACCCACAGAGACUUGAAGCCCGAAAACUUUUUGAUUGAUUCCAAGGGCCACAUAAAACUAACGGACUUUGGAUUAGCAGCAGGUACAGUCUCCAAUGAUAGAAUUGAGUCGAUGAGAGUCAAAUUGGCUAAUUUGGAGGACUUGGACCACUACCAAGUACCUUCUAAACUCAUGUAUGAGCGUCAAAAAAUUUUCAAGCAAUCACAAGGUCACCACAACUUGGCCAACUCUAUUGUCGGCUCUCCUGAUUAUAUGGCACUUGAAGUUUUAGAGGGAAAAAACUAUGACUUCACAAUCGACUACUGGUCGCUUGGUUGUAUGUUGUUUGAGGCGCUUUGUGGCUAUCCUCCAUUCAGUGGAUCGAAGCAGGAUGAGACAUACUAUAACUUAAAGAACUGGAAGACAGCUUUAAGAAGACCUCAGACUAGAGAUGGAAGAUAUGUGUUCAGUGACAGAACUUGGCAAUUGAUUAUCAAAUUGAUCGCAUCACCUUCCACCCGUUUGCGCAACUUCAGACAAGUGCAAGCACAGCCAUACUUCUCUGACAUAAACAACUGGGAAGCGUUGAGAAGUAGGACUCCACCUUUCACGCCGCAGUUGGAUAACGAAGAGGAUGCCGGAUACUUUGAUGAUUUUGAGGAUGAGGAAAGUAUGAUGAAGUAUAAGGACGUCUUUGCCAGACAAGAGCAGAACGAGUCACUCUUGGAGAACUCGCAGCUUGGUGGCAAGCGGUUGGGUAACCACAACUUUAUUGGAUUUACGUUCAAACACAAGUCGAAUCCGAACAAUAAAUUCCAAAAUGGUGAGGUUAACCUCUUGGGCACGCCACGGAGCAUCAAUGGGAAGCCCAACAUCUUUGGUUCCAAUCGGUUGGAUCCUUUGGCUACGCUCUACUAA